Messenger RNA from Gallus gallus (chicken), 2803 nucleotides. It is a transcript of the gene PLEKHA3, whose product is annotated as pleckstrin homology domain containing A3. Bases 115 to 1017 code for a protein of 300 amino acids. The transcript is spliced from 8 exons. Gene Ontology annotation, biological process: receptor recycling; retrograde transport, endosome to Golgi; endosome organization. Lineage: Eukaryota; Metazoa; Chordata; Aves; Galliformes; Phasianidae. Gene Ontology annotation, cellular component: early endosome; recycling endosome; trans-Golgi network. The record is from RefSeq and is marked provisional.
GCGCAGAGAGUAGCGGCGGGGACGGGAGCCGAGCUGAGCCCCGUCUCCGUGGCGGCGCCCGCCCUUUCCCCGCGGCGGAGCAGGAGGAUGCGGGCCGGAGCGGGGCUCUGAGCGAUGGAAGGAGUCCUGUACAAGUGGACCAACUACCUGGCGGGUUGGCAGCCUCGGUGGUUUGUCUUAGACAAUGGGAUAUUGUCAUACUAUGAUUCACAGGAUGAUGUUUGCAAAGGCAGCAAGGGAAGUAUAAAGAUGGCUGUGUGUGAAAUAAAAGUCCAUGCAACAGACAACACCAGAAUGGAGUUAAUCAUCCCAGGGGAGCAGCAUUUCUAUAUGAAAGCAGUUAAUGCAGCUGAAAGGCAGAGGUGGCUGGUAGCGCUGGGAAGUGCAAAGGCCUGUUUAGCAGAUACUAGAACAAAAAAAGAAAAAGAAAUAAGUGAGACCAAUGAAUCCCUUAAAACCAAAAUGUCUGAACUUCGUCUCUACUGUGAUCUUCUCAUGCAGCAAGUUCAUACAAUACAAGAAUUUGUUCACCACGAUGAGACUUGCUCUCCUCCCAGCAUUGAGAACAUGAAUGAAGCCUCUUCCUUGCUUAGUGCCACGUGUAAUACAUUUAUCACAACACUUGAAGAAUGCGUGAAGAUUGCUAAUGCCAAGUUUAAGCCAGAAAUGUUCCAGCUGCCUCACCCCGAUCCCUUAGUUUCUCCUGUGUCACCAUCACCUGUCCAAAUGAUGAAGCGUUCCAUUAGCCAUCCUGGUCCUUGUUAUUCGGAAAGGGAUAAUCACUCUGUGAAAGAACCAGUUUCAUCCCUCCAUCGGUUAUCACAGCAACGCAGAAGAACAUACUCGGAUACGGAAUCUUACAGCGAUACUCCCCUGGAAGAUUCUCAGAGAUCUGCUCACUGUCCUAGAAAUGCUGUAAACGGAGAUCUGGUGUCAUCAACCAUUCCGGAAGAAAAUAGAUCGAUAUCAAAUGAAAGAUCUGAACUUGAAGGGAGUCUCUCAUCGUUUUCUUCCUGAAGAAGCUGAAAGUGUUUAAAUUUUCUAUUAAAAAUGCUAUGCAAAGGCUGCUGUAAUUAUAUUGUUAUUAUAGGAAGUAGUAAUUUCCCUUUUUAGAAGGAUUUCUCUGCACUUUAUAGAAUAACCUGAAAAAUAUCUUUGAGGUGUAUUUUAUCUUUAUAUAGUUUAUUUGCAAGAGUAUUUUCCUAAUAUUUCACAGUUUGAAUGUGCAUUUUUUUGGAACAAAUGAUGGUUUAACAGAUAAGCAUCUACAUUUGUAAAUGUUGCUCUUUAUAAAAAGUUUGAAGGUCUGACUGAUAUAGUAGUAAACCUGCAGGUUAUAAACUUUAGCAAAGAGGUUUUGUUUUGUGGGGUUUUUGUUUGUUUGUUUUUCCUUUUUGGAGAAUGUGCAGCUUGUGCCUGCUGAUCAUUUGUAUAAGCAGUCUGCCUGGAGCUUUGGUGGCCCUGCAGGGGCUUUUUUUGCCUGAGUAAGGGCUGUGGGACUGGGCAUUAAUGGAUCUACUCUAGCAGCAUGUUGGUAAUUGACAUUGCCUUCUUUAAAAACACAAGGGUAUACAUAAUCUGGUCUUUAUUUUUUGCCAAUGAGAGUAGAAAUAUUUUGUGUAUUUUUCUAGGAAAAAAAGAAGUAUACAAAUAACUUAAUAUGAAGCAUUUGUACCAAGCAUUGGAUAUUUAAUAAUUUUUAUUUAUUUAUUCUUCUUUUGCAUCAAAAUUUUUUUACCUACUUUCACUACUAAAGAUACAAAAAUCUACUAAAGGUUUCAAAAUGGGCAUAAAUUGUUUCUGGUGUGUGUAGCAUCACAAGUAGCUAAUGCAGCACUUCUAAUAUAUACUCUGCUCACGUAAUACUUUGCUGAAAACACAUCUUUUAGAAGAGCUGAACUAUUAGACCAUGAAGCUGCCGUUGAUAUGGACAGGGGUAUCUGGACGUAUUUUAUUUAUGACACGUUUAUACAAAGGUAGCUUCUGUUUUGGUGAUUCCUUUGUAUCGUUUCAGGAUGGUAUACACCAGGAGGGGCAUUCUGCUCUCAGUUACAUCAGCGUAAAUCUGCAUUAACUGUAAGUGAGAUCAGAUUCUGAUACUCAGUAAUUCACGAGUAAUAUAGUAUAGUAUAACAGUGCCUACUAGCACCUUGAUCCAUAAGGUUGCUGGAGUUAGCAUUGUAAGCUUUUGACGUGGGGGGGAGGGUUGGUGUUCAUUUAAAGAUAAACUUGGUUUAUAAAAUCUUAGCUGUAGAGCACUUUAAGCAAACCAUCCACUGUUCUUGGUUUACAAAAUUCCUAAAUAAGUGCACGGGGUUUUUUGUACUUGAGCACAUACCAAAAUCUGUUUUUUAUAAUCAGAUCUUUCUUUAGUCUGGUUUGUCUUCCUUUGGUGUAUAUGAAUAAUUUGGUGGUUUUGAAGCAGUUUGGAAAAGACAGAUGGGGUUGGAUUUGAAGGUUUCACUAUAAACUUCUGGAAUAUUGACUCAUCUAAUUCAAAAUAGAUCCAAACCUUGAGGAAAAACAUAAGCUGUUGCUUGUGUAGACUACCAGUCUUCAAACCAUUCUGUUGGUGUUCAAAGGGAAUGGAAAGGCUCAUUUAAGUAAAGUUAUUCAUGGCUUCCAGCUCAGUGCUGUCACUUGUGCUCAGUUCUGCCAGUUCUCAUGUACCUGUCAUUUGCAUAUCAGCCACACACAUGCUUGUACUUUUUUUUCCCUAAAUGUUUGCUGUUAUGUAUUCUGUAUGACACCUAAGGCAAUUGUAAAAACGAGUAUUAAAAAAAAAAAAAUUCAGAGAAGUAAA